Messenger RNA from Talaromyces proteolyticus, 3282 nucleotides. RefSeq lists its product as uncharacterized. The coding region runs from base 167 to 3025 and encodes 952 amino acids. Gene Ontology annotation, biological process: phospholipid transport. The record is from RefSeq and is a predicted model, not a curated record. The transcript is spliced from 2 exons. Gene Ontology annotation, cellular component: endoplasmic reticulum; ERMES complex. Gene Ontology annotation, molecular function: lipid binding. NCBI's taxonomy places the organism in Eukaryota, Fungi, Ascomycota, Eurotiomycetes, Eurotiales, Trichocomaceae.
GUGACGGCAUCUGGUCCUUGUUGGUGCUUCGCCAUCUGCUUACACUGCGUCUUCUGCUUCUUUACUUCUUCUCGGCUAGUCUAGUCUUGCUAGUCAGACUACUUCUUCCGUGUUGUUCCUCUCCAUGGAUUGGUCAUUGCAUCAUCCGCUGUGAGGUGGCCUCCAAAUGGGUUCCUUCACUGGAUACGUUGUCAUAUACAUCCUCGGCGGCGUCACGUUUCUUCCUCUCAUCAUUGCCCUCUUGGUCCUGCAUGCCUACCUUACUCUUCGACCCCCUGCACCUAGCACUACUGCUGCUAGUCGUGGCAGCAGCACUAGCACCACCUCCCUCCUCGAACGCCCCAGCGAUGACCAAUACAGCCUGAAAAGCGGCACCGAUGUCCUCGCCGAGAAAUUCCAGCGGGCACACGAGUCCGAUGUGGCCGCCGGUUACUUUGCUGUCUGUCGCGAAUAUGUGCCCGGCGGAGUGAAUGGGAAGCCGCUUGAACGGACAACGCCAGCGGGCGACGUUGUGGCCUCGGAAAGCCCCAGUGUGUACAAGACCAUGUAUCGCAGCAUCUUCGACCGGAAGCAGCCGCCGACGAUCGAGCCUGCGGGGAAUAAUAAUAAUAACAACCCGAAAAAUUUCAAGAAGGCGCGGAAUGUGUUUUAUAUUGUCUUGAGGCACGGCCAUCUGAUGCUCUACGACGAUGAGCAGCAGGUCGAAGUACGCCAUGUGAUUUCUUUGGCACAUCACGACGUUAGUAUCUACGGCGGCGGGGAGGAUAUUCCAGAAGGAGAGCUUUAUAUCAAACGAAAUGCUAUAUGUUUGGCUCGACGAGAGGAUUCAAUUGCCGAUCUACGUGGCCUGACGCCUCCGUUUUAUUUAUUCUCGGAAACCCAGUCGGGAAAAGAGGACUUUUAUCAUGCCCUACUGAAAAACCAGGAGAAGAUCCCUGAUUCUCCGAAUUCUCCCCCUUCGCCGCAGUUGUACAAUGUCAAGGACAUUGUCAAGCUGGUUCAGGACCUUCAUUCCUCAGAAGAACAUUUACAAACACGUUGGUUUAAUGCGAUGCUAGGGAGGUUGUUUCUUGCAUUGUACAAAACUCCUGAGAUGCAUGAGUUCGUUCGGAAUAAGAUCACAAAGAAGAUUUCGCGAGUUCCUAAGCCGAAUUUCAUUUCCAGAAUUGCGUUACGGAAAAUAGACAUGGGCCAGGGUGCACCGUUCAUUACGAAUCCGAGGCUCAAGGAUCUGACUGUCGACGGAGACUGUACUGUGGAAGCUGAUGUAAACUACAGUGGCAAUUUUCGUAUUGAGAUUUCUGCAACUGCUCGAAUCGACCUUGGCCAGCGGUUUAAGGCUAGAGAGGUUGAUCUGGUGCUCGCCGUGGUACUUAAGAAGUUGACGGGUCAUAUGCUGUUUCGCUUCAAGCCGCCCCCGAGCAAUAGGAUCUGGUUCUGCUUCGCGAGCAACCCUGACAUGACCAUGUCCAUUGAACCCAUCGUCAGCGCCAGGCAAAUAACGUACACGUUCAUUCUCCGGGCGAUUGAAAGUAGAAUCAGAGAAGUCGUGGAAGAGUCGCUCGUGCUUCCUCACUGGGACGAUGUGCCGUUCCUUGAUACAAUCUCCUUACCCUUCCGUGGCGGUGUCUGGCAACGAGAAAUCCCAAAAAUAAUAGACAAAGUUGAAAUACCGGACGAAACGGAAGAACAUGACGAGUCCGAAGAAUCUGUUGAUACAAUUCCCGCCGAGGCUUUGAAAUCCAAGGAUGACCGCAGCUCGAGUACUCCUGAUUUCUUCAAACCAUACCCACCGAGCUUGAAGUCUCGCAAGAGCUCUAAAUCGACUUCUUCCGAUACGCCGAUUGAGGAGGGCGCUGCUUCGUCCUCAGUUGAUAAGCGUAUCAGCUCAUCGCCUCCAGAAGCAAUCCGCGCGCGAACCUUUUCCAACGUUAUUGACCCCAUUGUCACACUCGAUCAUGGCAAGGUAGACAGGGUUGAUAGUGAAAUGCCGAAGGUCAAUGGACGAGACAAAGCGAAACGAGAUGCAACCAGCUCGAUGAUUGAGAUCAAGACUCGUUCUCAGUCUAACUCUAUUUCAAGCACGCCGUACGGGUCCCCACGAAAGGAACAUACUUUUGAGAAGCCUUCAUUCCAACCUCAGGGCGAAGACCUAUUUUCUACCGAGCCACUCGACAUGAAAGAGAACGAAGACCCGCGACGCCCAGACUCUUCCCACUCCGAGGCCUUUUCCAGCACGGUGUCAUUGACAUCUACAAUAACCAAUGAAGAGAAAAAGCGCAGUAAACCGUUUGAGGGAAUCUCAAGGUCAUUGACACAGUCGAGCUCUGAUAGACGCUCAACAAUGGCUGCUCUGGGAACAGCAACAGCUGCUGCUGCAAAGAAAUGGGGCUGGAAUGUUCUGUCCAAGGGUGAACAAGGCAGGGCAGGAGAUACAGGCCCGAAACCAGGCACACCAGAAUACCCCAUCGGACGCGGUCGUCCUCUACCUCCACCCGGCACUCCUCUUCCACCACCAGAACGUAACAGCUUCAAAUCCAAUUCCAUCAACGUCCCGCGCAGAAAACCGGUCCCUCCACUCCCUGACUUUCUACAAAGCGACAAGCGACCUGUUCCACCGCCUCCAUUGCCGAAGAGGAAAAACGCACCUCUCCGCGAGACCAACGUUAUUUUUACCGACGAGGUCCUCGUCGUCCAAGCCCCGGCUGAUUCCUCCGAGCCCAAUAGCCCAGCAAUAGCUGCUCCGCAUGUCGCAGACCUUCAAAUCGACGUCUCGGAAUCGCAACCCCAUGUACACCAUCUACAGCAACAUCAGCUUCCAAGCGAUGAUGGCCACUCGGACUCGGGCUUUGAGCAGAUCGGAAGCGAGUCUGUCAAUGACGCUUGCAGUUCAUUGCGCUCGCACUCUACGUCAUCCCUUCCAGCACCAGCUGGACCCACGGCAGCGGUGGUGACGAGUGACUCUAAACCAGAGCAUGAAGAUGAUGAUGAGAUUAAGAAGGAUGAACUUGCACGCGACUCUUAGAUUUCGCUCCAGAAGGGUUUGAUCUUGUAAUUCUCUACUCUGCUUUAUUUGGCGGCGCUGUUGUAUUCAUUUCCAUUGUUUAAGUUAAUGUGUCCCUGCAGGUCUGGUCAUCUGCAAUGGCGUUGGGUGUAUGCUACCCUUGAUAUCGAACUGUAUAUAUCGACUUGCUUGAUAGUCAUGGGUAUUUAUUAUAUUUGCUUUGCUACUCUGAAGGAUGAAAUAGUUAUUUUUUCAAUAAUUGGACUCGUCGACUAAUG